CAAAACAUUUAAAGUGUCAAAGUGAAAUUGUGUAAUUUCAUUUAUAUUCGUUUUUAGUGUAAUAAUGUAUUGUUCAAUGGUGAAUUUCCAAUUCAGAAAAGCGUCAGCUCUCUCAUCCAGUAUCACCGGACUUUGCAGAUCUAGGAAAACAUUCGGAAAGGUCUCGAAAUUUUCCGGCUUGCUAAGUCCUGUAUGCCAAGUCGCCGACGGCCAUGCGCAGCGCCUCAAACACCAGAUAACGUACAAGGCGUACGUCCCGCCCUGCUACCAGGAUCACGACCACAAGAACAUGACGCUGAAGAGGCCGAUGUCCCCACAUCUCACCGUGUACGCUCCCACUUUAGUGGCUAUGACGUCCAUCGGACAAAGAAUCACAGGUACAUUGUUAGCAGCCUACGCUCUGCUUUUGUCUGGUGCCACACUGUUCUUACCCAACGGAAUAGAAACAUACGUCUCGAUAAUACAAAGCUUGGAUCUGUCGAAAACCACGAUCUUCAUACUCAAGCUAUUAGUGGGAUUGCCGUUCGGAUUUCAUUACUUUAACGGGAUUAGAUACUGCAUGUUUAAUUUGGGAAAAUGGUUGUCCCUAAAAGACGUUUAUGCCACUGCCUACUUGACCUUUGUGCUGACCGGAGUGAUCGUCAUAUUUUUUGCCUUUUUAUAAUCAUGUUAACUUUACUAUAAAUUUAGUAUUGUACUGAAAUUUGUAAAACUUUUUUUGUAUCUCUAUUCGGAAUAUCAGCGGUUAGAUAACGAGGGUUCCCGAGGUUUUCGCUUUAAUAAUAAUAAUUUCGUGCCUCACACAAGCUGACUUUAGAAAAUGUAAUUACUAGUGGCAAUAAAAUACUGUAACUUUCAAAAUCAUUUCAAAACCUCGAUGCAAUUAAUUUAAAAAAUAUGCUUAAAACGAUAUUUUUUUUGGGUUUAUCUGAUAUUUUGUUGAGGCCGGUUUUGAGUCGUCGAUGUAAAAAUUUAAAAUUUAACUGUUCACUCCUCAAGUUUACCUCCAAGGUAAACUGGUCGAUAGUAUCUAUUUCUUUUGCGUUAAGUAAUUAUUUAAUGUCAUAACGGGAAGUGAACUUGUUUGGCCAUUUAUUUUAUCCGAUUUUAAUCCCAUUCCACAAGUCGAAGUCGUGGAAGUCAUCCGAUUCAUUGACCGGCUACGUCACAUACCUAGUUAAACAAUCGCAAUAAGCGAAUGUCAUCUGUGCAUUUCAAUGUAUUCACCGUCCCUAAUAGUUUAAAGCCCUUCAAGAACACUUGUGAAAAUAGCGGUUAGUAAAAAAAGUGCAGAGUUUUCGUGUGGAUCGGUAAGCCGAAUAAAAUUUAUGAUUGUCAUUUGUUCAUCUUUUGCCAUCGUUUUCGAAGAAAACUGUACAAGAUUAAUUCUUUAAUUAUUCUUUGGCUGAACGUAGUCUAAAUUAUUUGUAUAUAUUGUUGAAAACUAGGUUCUAGGCAUUAGCAUUAUAGUCAUAUUUGAAAUUUGGAGAGUUUUCAAUCUUAGUCACGAUAAAUUGUUUUGGCUCGCUAGUUUCGCUUCGACAGGUGCUAAGCCAUUUAAACAUUGGAAUUAUUAGUUAUGUAAUGAUGGAAUCGCGUAGAUGCGCCUUUAAAUGUCAAAAUAUUGACGAUUUUUAAUAAAAUUAUUUUUAAUAAAAUAAUUUUAAUAAAAGAUAUCCGAAUUGAUGAACUCAUUUGAUUAUCCUUUGUCACUAAUUGAUUGAAGUUAAAGUGCUUGAUUUAUUAAAACAGGAUGCAAGUUUUAAAAUGUCAGCGCAUUAAUGAGCAAAAGAAUAAUCCUCCUUAAGAAUAUUCCUUAAUCUUGUACUCACAAAUAUUCUAUAGCGGCACUAGUGUACGCACUCUAAAAUAAGUCAGUAUUGAGUAUCUCGGAGAUAUAAAACGGUUUCAUCAGUAAAAUGAAAAAUGAAAAAAAUUAAAUGCGGGACAUCCUUGACACAACACGUUUGUCACUUAAGGCGUUCACGUUGCGAUUUUUAAGGAUUCCGGUAACCGGCUAACACCAGGAAGCGAGUUCCAUCGAAAAUUCAUAAACGUUUUCAUAAAUAAAGGCAUAUCCAUAAUAAUACAAAUCCGGUGGUAGGAUCUCUUGUGAGUCCGCGCGGGUAGGUACCACCACCCUGCCUAUUUCUGCCGUGAAGCAGUGAUGCGUUUCGGUUUGAAGGGUAGGACAGCCGUUGUAACUAUACUGAGACCUUAGAACUUAUAUCUCAAGGUGGGUGGCGCAUUUACGUUGCAGAUGUCUAUGGGCUCCAGUAACCACUUAACACCAGGUGGGCUGUGAGCUCGUCCACUCAUGUAAGCAAUUAAAAAAAACAAUUCUCGGGCCCGCAUUAAUUCACAAUGUUAUUCAUUUAAAACAAAAGAAAAAAUGCUGUGAAACGAUGACUUCCUAUUCGACUAUUGAAUUAAAACAAUAACGAGCUAUUUAUUUAUUUCUUGACGCAUUCUUUUAAUUUUAAAAAAAUACAGAGGCGUUUCUUUAUAUGAACCACAAAUUAAUUAAAUUUUCUAUUGUUUU
Bombyx mori (domestic silkworm) is the source of this 2542-nucleotide messenger RNA. RefSeq names its product succinate dehydrogenase cytochrome b560 subunit, mitochondrial. Lineage: Eukaryota; Metazoa; Arthropoda; Insecta; Lepidoptera; Bombycidae. Gene Ontology annotation, molecular function: electron transfer activity; oxidoreductase activity, acting on the CH-CH group of donors. The coding region runs from base 65 to 664 and encodes 199 amino acids. The transcript has 4 exons. Gene Ontology annotation, cellular component: membrane. Gene Ontology annotation, biological process: tricarboxylic acid cycle; mitochondrial electron transport, succinate to ubiquinone. The record is from RefSeq and is a predicted model, not a curated record.